Molecule: messenger RNA, 1521 nt
Organism: Emiliania huxleyi CCMP1516
Lineage: Eukaryota; Haptophyta; Isochrysidales; Noelaerhabdaceae
Exons: 7
Coding region: 42-1247 (401 amino acids)
Biological process (GO): protein folding
Cellular component (GO): cytoplasm
Source: RefSeq, a predicted model, not a curated record
CGAGCUGUUGGUGUGGUCCAGCCUCCUCGCUCGGGCCAUCCAUGGCGUACACGUGGAGGCAGGACAACGCGACUGCAACGUGCGGCAUCGUCGUGCCAACCGGCACCGCCCACAGCCAGCUCAAGGUCGUCCUCUCCCGCCGCCGCCUGACACUCGAGCUCGCAGGCUCGGGCGUCCUGCUUCGCCGCCGGCUGUUUGCGCCCGUCGUGCCGCGCCGCACACGCGCCUACACGCUGUACGUACCGGAGAGCGGCGCGGAAUCCACGGAGCUGCGACUCGUCCUCUUCAAGGAGAAGGUCGCUGGCUGGAGCUCUCUCUUUUGCGGCGACGGCCGUAGGCAGCACCUGCAGGAGUCUCUCGCGGGCGAGAAUGCUCCUGUCUGUGCACUGCCCGAGCACGAUGGUGCGCAGGCUGAUGCGGUGCCGGACUCCUCGGCUGGGCGCGGUGCCUUUUCGGCGGCGCGCGCACGGCAGGCUUGGCGACGGCAGGCGGUGGACGGCGGCACGCGAGUCGCUCGAGUCGCACCUGCAGAGAGCCGCCUCGCAGAGAGCCGCCUCGCAGAGAGCCGCCUAUCGGGGCGAGCGGCGGUGGGAGGGGAGAAUGGCGACGGCUUCUCGAACGGCGUGGCCGCGGCGCCGAUCACGCGCAAGCCGCCUCCGCAGCCCUCGCCGGGCGGAGCGCCUGGCAACGGCAUGCUGCAGCGGAGAGACAUGCUGCAGCGGCGGGCGGAGCCGGCCGCAAAGCCUCCCUCUCGCGGCGGCGGCGGCGGAGCGCUGAUCAAGGAGAUCAACUUGCUCGUGCGCAUCCCGCCCGACAUGGCGCGGAGAGACAUCCGCGUCGAGAUCAAGCCGCUGCUGCUGCGGAUGGUGGCGCGCGGACACGUCCUCCUCGCAGGCUCGCUCGACAAGCCUGUGGUGGCUGGCGAGGCGACGUGGACAUACGAGCCGGGCGAGGUGCACGUGAUGCUGCCCAAGGAGACGGGCGGCCCGGUCUUCUCGCGGCUCUUCCCGUCCGAGGAGAAGCUCUCGCCCGCCCUCGCCAUCAAGCAGGUCUGCGACGACGAGCCGUACCAGGGGCGGUACAUGGACUUGUCGCCGGAGGCGCGCAAGAUCGUCGACAUGCACCGCAACUUCAACCACGCGCGCGCGACGGGCAAAGGCGACUGGGCCACCGAGCUCGAGGAGGAGAUGAAGAUGAUGCGCUUCUCGUGGGGGGCCGAGAACAAGGACGAGUGGGAGCGGGAGUAGGACGAUCAGCGAGCCGAGGAGACUCAACGAGAGCUGUCAGCGAGAGCCAGGGAGGGGGAGGACCUCGCCGCGGGCUCUCUCUCAACUGCACCCGUGAGAGGAGCGAGAGGGCAGGCCGGUAAGAAGAGGCCGUGGUAGGCAAAGCCGGUAAAUGCCGAGAGAACUGCUUUGUUGUGCGGGCCCCCGGCCCGUUGCGACCACACUGGUAGGGAUGGGAGGAGGACAGCGUCCCACCUUGCUGGCCUUCGCCACGAAAAUGGAAAAUGCAAAAUCG